Gopherus flavomarginatus (Mexican gopher tortoise) is the source of this 2363-nucleotide messenger RNA. RefSeq lists its product as uncharacterized. The coding region runs from base 1234 to 1911 and encodes 225 amino acids. The transcript has 2 exons. NCBI's taxonomy places the organism in Eukaryota, Metazoa, Chordata, Testudines, Testudinidae. The record is from RefSeq and is a predicted model, not a curated record.
ACAAGAGAGUUUGGAGUGCCGGGAUUUGGGUAGUUCUAAGGAGAUGGUCAGUUGAGUGACUCCUGCUUACUCUCUCAAACAAUACAAGAACAAGGAGACACUAAUGAAAUUAAAAGGCAACAAAGGUUGAAACUGAUGAAACACUUUGCAUGCACCUAUUGCCACAAGGCAUUGUUAGAAACACAAAUCACCCUGCCAGCAGUGAUUCUGUUCCAUUACCAGAGGAUCCCAGAGGUUGGUCAAAUUAAAAAAGGCACUAGCUAUUUACAUGACUAAUACGAAUUCCAUUCUCAUAUAUACUAGCUAUGAUGAAAACAUAUAUGAGAUAAAACCAUAUGCUUCAGGGCACAAGCCAACCACUGACUGCUUGGGGCUAGGAGAAAACUUUCCCAAUUAGCAGGUUAUUGUAUGAUUGUCCAUGACGCAUCAGUUACAGGAUACAGUCAAAGGCUAGGUACUGAAAUAGAUGGGCCAUUGGUAUUCUCAGAUAUGUCUAAUCCUAUCUUCCUAACUGCCUAAUGAGUAGUCAGGUUGCAUCUUGGGCUUGUCUACAAGAGAAAGCUACACUGGUUCAAGGGGUACAUUUAAACCAAUAUAGUUAAACCAAUGCAAAAAGCUGUGUGGACACUGAUUCUGGUUUAAAGUGGCUUAUCUCACAGGAAUUGCCAGACUGGAUCAGACCCAAGGGUGAGGUCCCUCUAGUCCUGUACCAUAUCUGUAACCGUGGCCAUCACUAGAUGCCUCAGACGAAGGUCCAAGAACUCUGCACUAGACACCAUAUCACAGCAAGCAUGGACCCCGCUGAGCUCAAGAAGGCAAUCAUAGACGUUUUAAAGACCUCGUGCAUUCUUGUGCAGUCUAUGCUGAACCGGGACCUGCAAAGCCAGGUGAGGAGACAGCAGCUACGGCAGAGUGGCGAAGAGAGUGAUGAGGACAUGGACACAGAAUUCUCUCAAACUGCAGGCCCCGGCGCGUUGGAGAUCCUGCUGGUAAUGGGGCAGGUUCUAGCCACUGAACGCCGAUUUUGGGCCUGGGAAACAAGCACAGACUGGUGGGACUGCAUAGUGUUGCAGGUGUGGAAUGCGAAAGUGGCUGCGAAACUUUCACAUGCGUAAGGGCACUUUCAUGGAACUUUGUGACUUGCUUUCCCCUGCCCUGAAACGCCAGAAUACCAAGAUGAGAGCAGCCCUCACAGUUGAGAAGUGAGACACAAUAGCCUUGUGGAAGCUUGCAAUGCCAGACAGUUACCGGUCAGUCAGGAAUCAAUUUGGAGUGGGAAAAUCUACUGUGGGGGCUGCUGUGAUGCAAGUAGCCAAAGCAAUCAUUAAGCUGCUGCUACGAAAGGUUGUGACUCUGGGAAAUGUGCAGGUCAUAGUCGAUGGCUUUGCUGCAAAGAGACUUCCUAACUGUGGUGAGGCGAUAGGUGGAACUCAUAUCCCUUUCUUGGCACCGGAGCACCAGGGCACCCAGUACAUAAACCGCAAGGGGUACUUUUCAAUGGUGCUGCAAGCACUGGUGGAUCACAAGGGACGUUUCACCAACAUCCACGUGGGAUGGCCAGAAAGGGUUCAUGACGCUCACGUCUUCAGGAACACUACUCUGUUUAAACGACUGCAGCAAGGGAAUUACUUCCCAGACCAGAAAAUAACAGUUGGGGAUGAUGAAAUGCCUGUAGUUAUCCUGGGGGACCCAGCCUACCCCUUGAUGCCAUGGCUCAUGAAGCCAUACACAGGCAGCCUGGACAGUAGUCAAGAGCUGUUCAACUACAGGCUGAGCAAGUGCAGAAUGGUGAUAGAAUGUGCAUUUGGCCGUUUAAAAGCGCGCUGGCGCACAUUACUGACUCGCUCAGACCUCAGCCAAACCAAUGUCCCCUUUGUUAUUGCUGCUUGCUGUGUGCUCCACAAUCGCUGAGAGAGUAAAGGGGAGACCUGUAUGGCGGGGUGGGAGGCUGAGGCAAAUCACUUGGCUCCUGAUUAUGCACAGCCAGACACCAGGGCGAUUAGAAGAGCAGACCAGGAAGGGGUGCGCAUUAGAGCAGCUUUGAAAACCAGUUUCAUCAUUGGCCAGGAUACAGUGUGACUGUUGUGUUUGUUUCUCCUUGAUGAAACACACCACCCCUUGACUGACUCAUUCCCUGUAAGCUACCCCCCCACACUUUGAACACAGCUUUCUUUCUAAGGAAAUAAAGUCAUUCUCAUUUAAAAAUCAUGUAUUCUUUAUUAAUUCAUUAUAAAAAGAGGGAGAGAACUGACAAGGUAGCCCGGAUGGGGUUUGGGAGGAGGAUAGGAGGGAAGGAAAAGGCCACUAAAAAAAUUUCAUAAUAAUGACAGCCUUUUGGUUGGGCUGGCCACUGGUGUGGAGUG